GGGUGAUGUUGGAGUCCAACCUCCCUCCUGCCCCAGUGGUGAGCGGGCUGGCUGGCGGGAUGCGGCGGGUGCUGGUGGCGGCGAGCGGUAGCGUGGCGGCGCUCAAGCUGCCUGUCAUAGUGGCGGCACUGCAGCAACUGCCGGAGGUUGAAGUAAAAGUGGUGACCACAGAACAUGCCAAACACUUCUUUGACCCCGCAGAUGUUCCUGCUAAAAUAUAUAGCGACGCAGAUGAGUGGGAGAUGUGGAAACAGAAGACCGAUCCUGUCCUGCACAUUGAGCUGAGAAGGUGGGCAGAUCUAAUGGUGAUAGCCCCCUUGGAUGCCAAUACCCUGGGGAAAAUAGCCAGCGGCAUCUGUGACAAUUUAUUGACCUGCGUAGUCCGAGCCUGGGAUCUGAAGCGGCCGCUACUCUUCUGCCCAGCCAUGAACACUGUAAUGUGGGAGCACCCCAUCACAGCCGUACACAUCCAGACACUGAAGAGCUUUGGUUACAUUGAAGUGCCAUGCAUUGUGAAGAAACUGGUUUGUGGAGAUGAAGGUAAAGGGGGAAUGGCAGAGGUAUCAACAAUCAUAGAGAAAGUGCAAGACUGCUUGGAACAAUUGCACAGCCACAGGCUCACAGAGGCACAGCAGCAAUAAUAAAAAUAUAUCCGCACAGCCC
Amblyraja radiata (thorny skate) is the source of this 663-nucleotide messenger RNA. It is a transcript of the gene ppcdc, whose product is annotated as phosphopantothenoylcysteine decarboxylase. The record is from RefSeq and is a predicted model, not a curated record. Gene Ontology annotation, molecular function: phosphopantothenoylcysteine decarboxylase activity; FMN binding. Gene Ontology annotation, cellular component: phosphopantothenoylcysteine decarboxylase complex. The coding region runs from base 6 to 641 and encodes 211 amino acids. Gene Ontology annotation, biological process: coenzyme A biosynthetic process. The transcript has 5 exons. NCBI's taxonomy places the organism in Eukaryota, Metazoa, Chordata, Chondrichthyes, Rajiformes, Rajidae.